Molecule: messenger RNA, 2280 nt
Organism: Aureobasidium subglaciale EXF-2481
Lineage: Eukaryota; Fungi; Ascomycota; Dothideomycetes; Dothideales; Saccotheciaceae
Exons: 5
Coding region: 1-2280 (759 amino acids)
Biological process (GO): regulation of DNA-templated transcription; DNA-templated transcription
Molecular function (GO): DNA binding; DNA-binding transcription factor activity, RNA polymerase II-specific; zinc ion binding
Source: RefSeq, a predicted model, not a curated record
AUGGCGGAUCCAUACGCCGUCCACAAUAACCCACCCUCGAAAGCUACGGCCGAGAGAAAGAGCAGACCGGCCGACCUCCCGCAAGGGCAGCAGAAAAUCCGUCGCCGCAACAGGACCAUCGCAUCAUGCUUGAGUUGUCGUCAGCGCAAGCUGAAAUGCGACAAACAGGUCCCGUGUGGUAACUGUCAGCGCUUUCAGAGGGACUGUUUGUACAUUGCUCCAGCUCUGGACACUGCUGCUCAACAAAAGUUGGCGGAAAUCAAGGACCGACUCGGCGAUCUUGAGGAAACGCUUGAACGUGAUGUUGCUCGCCGUGCUGCCGCCAAAUCUGGAUCCGAUCGAUCUUCGGUAGUUCCCAAGAUCGAGGAUGAGGACGACGAUUAUGAUCAUUUGUCGCCGGAUGAUGAACAGGACCCUGAGCCUUCUCCCCUAGGCAUGUUUGACCAAGUGUACGACAACGAUGCCGACGAUGGACUCAUGGACCUGGGGAUUCAGCUUGGUAAGCUGCGAAUGUCGGAUAGAGUAGGUGGUUUAGUGCGACCGAAAAUGUCUGAUGAGCUCAAUGCAAAGCUACGCAGCGCCAAUCACAAGAGUCAAAAUCUGUACUGUCAACGCCAUGGAUAUAGCGAUUCCACAGUGCCAUGGCAGCCUGGGACGGUAUCUCAGGAGCCGUUUCUCAAUCCCGGACCAGAUUUCAUUGUCCCCUCUUCGAAUUUGUUCUUCCCGGACCCCAUGACGGCUUACUUCCUGCCACCUCGGCACGUCGCUGAUCGACUCAUUACACAAUAUCUCAAUGCUGUGCAUCCAGUUGCUCGACUCGUACAUCAACCAAGUUUUGAGAGACAGUACACAAUGUUCUGGAGCAAUCUUACCAACGGCACCAUAACGCCAGCUCCUAUCCAGGCCAUCUUAUUUGCAGCAAUGUUUUCAGCGGCUGUCAGUCUACCAAACGAUACAGCUGCAUCAUUUUCAGAGAUGUCUAAGCAUUCACUUGUCGAUAGACUCCGUGAGAUGACCGAGUUCAUGCUAUCGAGAGCAAACCUUUUAAGAACGACAAAAAUAGACACUAUGCAAGCAUUCAUUAUUUACAUGCUUCCUCUAUGUCGGACAGAGAUUUCUCGAGCACAUUCGGCCCUCGUUGGAACAGCCAUUCGACUUGCACAAUGUAUGGGACUUCAUCGCGAUGGUACCACCUUCGGCCUUAGCGCUGUGGAUACUCAUGUUCGAAGACUGAUCUGGUACCAAAUCUGUUUCCUGGAUGUACGAACCUGCGAAGCUACCGGACCCCGUCCCCAGAUUCGCAGAGAAGAGUACGACACCAAGCUGCCUCUCAACGUCAAUGAUACAGAUCUCAUGUCAGCCUCCCCGCCCGUGGAUGAUUUGCCCUAUUGGACCGACAUGACUCUUUCCAAGCUCAAAUUCGAGUGUUACGAGCUCAUACGCCAGCUAUGGGUGGACAUGCAACGUAUGGAUCAGAAGAAGCUCUCCUUGACAUCCGUCCUUAAUAGAAUCAAGAAGUUCCGCGCGACAACCGAGGCAAAGUACUCACCUUUGGUUCAAGGUAAUACACCCAAGCAAGUUCUGGCCAAGCAAAUGUACCGCGCUUCGAGCAAUCGGGCUCUGGUCGUCAUCUUGCAGCGAUACGCUGUGGGAACGAAUUAUCCUAUGCCAGAGAGACUUCGCAACUUAUUGAUCGAGGCAUGUAUGGGAACCGUUGAAGCUGGGGUAGCUAUGGAAACUCGUCCAGAGCUAGCAACAUGGGCGUGGUAUCGAGGAGCCAUCCUACAGUAUCAUGCUGCAGUGCUUCUGGUUUUCGAAGUCUACGCCAGACCCGAGAUGCCUGAGGCCGCACGGAUCUGGAGCAGUCUUGACUAUAUCUUUGAGACACCACCCCAAUCUUCCAUGACGGACAAAGCAGAAGGUAUUAUCAUCACGCUUCGGGACCGUCUAGAGAAAUAUCACAGCGUGCGUAAAUUACGCGCCACCGCCGACGUCCAAAGCCAAUCUAGUCCUGGACCCUCGACAAGCUCACAAUUAAAUACGCCUAUCUCGGCACCACACAUGACACGAUCCGCUCAAACGUUCACUACCCCUACCAUGGUUUAUUCUCAGUUGCCUCAUACAGAACAAGGUCCCGCCUCAGAUGCUAGUGGAAGUCAUACAGGUGUCAACCGCGAUUCCUCAACUGAUCCAGGAAUGGAGGCUGUGGCCAACAUGGAUUGGGUAAGUGAUAUCCUUGGGAGUCUUUACAUUGUCGACUGGAUCUGUUUUGCUAACUGA